UUGUUGUUAGUUGAUGAUAGAAUGACGCAGCUUGACACGUGUGAUGCUAACAGUAGCCGAGUUCUCAGCUGGCACCAGUUCACCACCAUGCUCAGUGAGGAUAACGGUAUAAACUGUGAAGAAGAUUGGUACGAGCAGACUAACAGCUGGGUAGAGGAAACACACGAGUCCGACACAGAGGAUCCUUUCCUGCUAGACGACAAAUCCAGCUUCCUCAAAGCAAAUGAAUUGCAGGAGACCACCCUGUCGGAGCUGAUGAAUGAGGACAUUUCCAGCAUCAACAUCGCCAGAUUACUCAGCAACGACGAUAUUGAUGAGCUCAAAAUCCCCCUAAGGCAGAAAUAUGCGAUGACGCAGGCAGUCCAUCACCUCAACACCUCACCUACCAACGCGAACGGACUCGAUGAAAUCAAAAACAGAUUCAACAAACAGAAAACCUACUCCGUUAUUGAACGUAUAUCCGAGAAAACAAACACAAAGCUCAGUAAAUCUCGAUCAGAACGAAUAACGAAAGUGGAGAAGAUGAACAUUUGGAAGAGAUGGAAGAAACCGUCAGGGUCAAACACAAACUUCAAUGAACUUCACGAAGGUCCUGUUCAGGAGGGUGAUUCAGGAUGAAAUAUUCCACCAUGCAAAAGCUCCCGCAGCUGACUGAGAUUGUUAAUGGUCUAUACAUGAAUCUAAAUGUAACUGUCGAUUCUCAGACUAAAUUCUUCAAGGAGCUAGAUUAUCGGGUGAUAUUAUUUGAAUUUCAAUGAGAAAUUGUUCAUAAAUAAAUACAAUCGCCUAGCCUGUGAAUUCUGCUAUUUGUAAACAUAUGUGUUUACGUUUCUUCAUUAAUGAUAAAGUUGUGCUGACAUAUCAUCAGACCUAUAAAGAUGUUUCAAAUGCUGUUAAUGGUGUUUUAAGUGGCGUUGUUUGUAUUGUAUUUUAUUUAAAAUAAAUUGCGAUGUGUUUGAAGAAUAAAGAUGUAUAAGUUGUGCCAAUAUUUUACCGAAAUUUGUUUGUUUCUAUCG
Messenger RNA from Bolinopsis microptera, 1016 nucleotides. RefSeq lists its product as uncharacterized. Bases 22 to 618 code for a protein of 198 amino acids. The transcript has 4 exons. Lineage: Eukaryota; Metazoa; Ctenophora; Tentaculata; Lobata; Bolinopsidae. The record is from RefSeq and is a predicted model, not a curated record.